AUGGAGGAGGUCUUGUCGCGGGGUUCUGAUCCGACUCAAACCAGUGCCGCAUGCAGGGCCAAAUCGACGCCAUCGACCACGGCCAGGAACAGCUCUGCUCAGAUUGGAUGGAGACAGCUACAGACACCAGCCAGGGAGCUGUUGAGUGGGGCACACCUCCCCACCCGCAGCAGUGGCGCCAGCCCCAGACCUGAACCAACAGCAGCGGCAUCAGCGCCGUUUGGGUCCGACCAAACAGAAACGUGCACUCCGAGUCGUUUCUCAACUCCCGCCGCGUCUUCACUGCACAAAAAAGCCGUUUUCGCGAUGCUGCUUUUAUUGUCGAUAGAUUGUUCUCCCCUUAACAAGCCGCCUCCUCCUCUUCCUCCUGCUCGACCGCGUGCCCGCCCCUGCUUGUUGACAAUGCUGUGCGAGCUUCAGGCUAAAAACGCGCCCAAGGAAUGGAUGGAUUCCGAGCUUCGCAGGAGCUUGGGAAGGGACGCGGCAGACCCCGCUACCGCCGCCGCCGGUGGCCCCAAGCCGCGCGGCAGGCCCCCCAAGGGAGCCGCGGCCAAGGCCCGCAAGAGCGCCGCCGCUGCUGCGGAAGCUGAGGACGAGGAGCCCGCCAGCGGCGAGGCCGAGGACGCCGAUGCCGAUGACGAUGCCGAGGCGGAGCAGGACGAUGAGCUUGACGACGGUAAGUCCUAA
Gaeumannomyces tritici R3-111a-1 is the source of this 687-nucleotide messenger RNA. RefSeq lists its product as hypothetical. The coding region runs from base 1 to 687 and encodes 228 amino acids. The transcript is spliced from 3 exons. The record is from RefSeq and is a predicted model, not a curated record. Lineage: Eukaryota; Fungi; Ascomycota; Sordariomycetes; Magnaporthales; Magnaporthaceae.